This is a messenger RNA of Epinephelus fuscoguttatus (brown-marbled grouper), 1431 nucleotides long. It is a transcript of the gene prorsd1, whose product is annotated as prolyl-tRNA synthetase domain containing 1. The transcript has 4 exons. Gene Ontology annotation, molecular function: aminoacyl-tRNA deacylase activity. The record is from RefSeq and is a predicted model, not a curated record. NCBI's taxonomy places the organism in Eukaryota, Metazoa, Chordata, Actinopteri, Perciformes, Serranidae. Bases 95 to 604 code for a protein of 169 amino acids.
GAGGUCUUCCUCUUUGUGCAGCUGUUUCUGUACAUUCUGUUCAUCCACUUCUGGUUUGUGUUCAUUGAUUUGUUUAAAAACACAUUUCAUAAAGAUGUCAGAAGACCUGCGCGCUGAGCUGGAGAAGUAUCUGCAGUCUCUAAACAUCGAGACGACCUGCGUGGAGCAUCCGCCGGUGUUCACGGUGGAGGAGAUGAUGCCUCACCUGCAGCAGGUGAACGGAGCCGUCUCCAAGAACCUCUUCCUGAAAGACAAGAAGAAGAAAGGCCUGUGGCUGGUGUCGGCUCGCCACGACCGCCAGGUGAACCUCAACGACCUCGCCAAGAAGCUCGGCGUCGGCAGCGGCAACCUGCGCUUCGCAGACGAGGCGGCCAUGUUGGAGAAACUCAAGGUGGGUCAGGGCUGUGCGACAGCUCUUGCUCUGCUCUUCGACAAGGACCAGAGUGUUAAAUUUGUCCUGGACCGGGACCUGGUGGAGGGAGGCCACGAGCUGGUCUACUUCCACCCCAUGACCAAUGCUGCCACCAUGGGGCUGCGACCGGACGACUUCCUGCACUUUCUCCGGGAGACGGGACACGAAGCGGUCCUGGAGAGCUUUGAGUAGGACGGGACGGGAACUUUGAACUGAACCGGGGUUAAGAACUGGACCCCAGCAGCCUGCAGGGAUUAAACUGGACGUGAGGAAAACGUGCAGAGCUGAAUAUGAACUUAUUCUGCUACAAAGAAUUUGAAAACAAAGAUCAGUGAAAGUCUUCACUGGGAACAUCAGGAGAAGCUUUUUUUAGUUACACAUAAAUCCAGAUGCUGAGCAGUUAUGAUUUACAAACAGAAAGAAAUACGGUUUUACAGCUCUGCCAAAACUCAUUUUUAUUUAAAGGUCAAAAAGGUGAAGAUCUAUUUAGAGACUUUUUAAGACUCAAAUUUAUUUUGGGUUGUUAAACACAAGACCACUCUCUAAUUGUCUUCCAUUUGUCAUGUUAUGUCUCUUUGUUUUACUUUGUUAAGUCUCUUGAUUAAAGGAGCAGACUGUUUUACAUGUUUUAGCUCAGAAAAUAUAAACGACACACUGCUGAUUGUUUUCAUAUAAUCCAGCAUUUUUUAGAUUGAUUUCCUUCCAUGCAGCCUUUUACAAAACAAAAGCCUUCCAGAGACUAGAAACAGGCCAAAAUAAAUGUUUAUUCAUCUGCUAAUGUAUUCGAGAGCAGGAACUCUUACUGAUAAUGUGUCAUCACCUAUGUUGAUAUUUCAUUUUGUGGCUGAAAUGUGCACUCCAGCCUCUGGGGGUGCUAGCAGGAAUCUCCAACCAAGAAAAAAAACACCCUUGUUUCAACCUCCAGGACUGAAUAGGUAGAGUAGAUUAACUGUGUUCCAAACACGAACGAUGUUCUGUACAGAUUACCUUUUCUUGGCAAUAGCAGAAUAAAUCCUUCC